AUGUUACGUCGAGUAAACGAUUCAUCGAAAACCAUUCCUCUUAAACAAGUUAACGUCAGUGCAAAAAUCCACGCAUUUAUUGCUGAUGUAACAAUCACUCAAUUGUUUCAAAAUGAAGAAAAAACAUCGGUUGAAGCUAUCUAUUGCUUUCCAAUUGAAGAAAAUGCCGCCGUAUACUCAUUCGUAGCAAAAAUUGAUGAUCGCGAAAUUGUAGCACAAUUGAAAGAGAAAAAAGAAGCACAGCGAGAGUAUUCAGACGCUCUUAGACAAGGACACGGUGCAUACUUGCUUGAACAAGAUGAAAAGUCACAAGAUUGUUUCAUAAUCAAUGUUGGUGCACUACCAGUUGGAAAACAAUGUGAAAUUAAGAUCAGUUAUGUGUCUGAACUCGAAUUAGUUGAUGAUGGUAAGAAGAUUCGAUUCGUUAUUCCAACAACAAUUGCACCAAGAUACAAUCCAUCAGAAGGGCAAAUCUCAUCGACAGUCGCUGGAACAACAUCACAAUACGUUCAGUCAACUCCUUACACAAUCGAAUUUAGUUGUCAGAUCGACAAAUUAGGACAACAACUGUCACAAGUGUCUUCAUCUUCGCAUUCCAUAAAUGUCGAUUUUUCGCAUAAUGACUUUUAUAAUGUGUCUUUGAGUCAACAAUCGACACACUUAGACCGCGAUAUCAUCUUAGAUAUUGAAUUGUCUCAAAUAAGAUCAAAUACGAUUGUGGCUGUCGAGAAGAAUGCAAUAAUGGCAGUUUUUACUCCAAAUGAAGAAGAUUGUAAGAAAGCUCUUGGUACAGGUGCUGAUCAGUUGAGUACAAAUGAAUUUGUCUUCGUCAUCGACUGUAGUGGUUCAAUGGAAGGUGAUAAAAUUGAUGCAGCUCGACAAGCAAUGUUACUUUUCUUGAAAAGUCUUCCAGUUAAUUGUCGAUUCAAUAUCAUUCGAUUUGGUUCACACUAUCAAUCUCUCUUUGAGAAAAAAGUCACAGCUAUUUAUAAUGAAGAGACGAUGAAUAAAGCACAGAAGAUGAUCAAACUAAUGCAAGCUGAUCUUGGUGAGUAUUAA
Rotaria sp. Silwood2 is the source of this 1059-nucleotide messenger RNA. NCBI's taxonomy places the organism in Eukaryota, Metazoa, Rotifera, Eurotatoria, Philodinida, Philodinidae. The record is from the annotation of a GenBank genome assembly.